ACUCUUCCUGGGUCAUACAAAUGGGUAGCCUGAUGAAUUCCUUCCCAACCAUCGUGAUGUCUCUAAUUUAUGUUCCAUUAACCCAUCAAACAGACUCUAUCUGUAUGUUGCAAAGUCCAUAUGCUAAACAUUACGCAACGCUGAAUUUAUGUUACUGGGUGACGUCAUCGAGUGACACUGCAGAUAAUGGCGCAUUGGCAUGUAAUGUCUCUGGAGGUUUCAUGGCGUACAUGGAAGCGGGCUCUACCUUCCUUACUUUUAUAAGUGACAGUAUGGAUAAUCACUGGAGUCCAGGUACCGAUGUCUUUGUUGGCCUCAGGUCAUGGACAGAAAAUAAUCAGUUUACCCAAUGGGAUGGAGUACCUAUAUACACUUUUAACUGGGACUACACGAAUGGACAGCCUGAUGGUAUCGCACAGCUGGAAUUCUGCGUUGUGCUGUCUGUGACUUCACCACAUCCAUGGCAUAAUAGGAAGUGUGGCUCCACUUACCCAUCUCUUUGCUAUUGUGAGUUAGGAUCCCUAGAACAUCCUUGUGUACCACCGGGAAGUAGCGUGACUUCUACAACGUUGUCAAGUUCUUUGUCUACUUCAGCAACACCAUCAACACAAGUUACAAUCGUAUCUUCUUUUACAAGUACCGCUCCUACCACUUCGAUAAAUUCAAUGUCAACAUCUUUGAUUUCGUUAUCUUCAUUUUGUCCAACUGUCACAUCGACUCUAGCCGUCACAUCGACUCUGACUGUCACAUCGACUAUGUUGAUGACAAUUUACUUGAGUUCGUCCAUAACAACACCUUCAGCGUCCGGAUCUUGCUUAUGCACAGCAUUAUCAAAUUCAUCAUCCAACAUAACAAAUGAGGAUAUAGCGAAAUUGAAAAUUGAUAAAACGACUACGAGUCGUUAUCUAAGGAAGAAGUAUAGUGCGGGAGAUACGCGACCCCUGAGUCAGUUUAUGGGAAGUUCUGCUGUAAUCAUCAUCGUUGUCUACAUCGGCGCCAUUGUAAUCUGGGACUUGUUAGUCAUAGCACAACAAGUAAAAACCAAAUUUCACAAAUGCAUGAAGGGACUGCAACAAAAAUCUGCAAAAAUUGAACAUGGGAUGGGGUUGGAAUAA
Molecule: messenger RNA, 1115 nt
Organism: Saccostrea cuccullata (small rock oyster)
Lineage: Eukaryota; Metazoa; Mollusca; Bivalvia; Ostreida; Ostreidae
Exons: 4
Coding region: 21-1115 (364 amino acids)
Source: RefSeq, a predicted model, not a curated record